CACACCGGGUUGAGGCCAUAUGCCUGCACGUACUGCGACCGGACCUUUACGCAAUCGAACGAUUUGACGCUGCAUGUGCGUCGUCACACCGGCGAGAAACCGUACGUGUGUGGCACCUGUGGAGAACGGUUCAUCCAGGGCACCUCGCUGAAGGCUCACCAGCGCUCGCGAGGACACUUCGAGGAAGGCUACUACGAGCGGCCGGCCUACGAGCAGGGCCCCAUGCAUGUCGACAGUUACAUUCCAACUGUGACCGAAAGCGGUGGUAACAAGUAGAUGUAGGAUGGUUAAUGAUAGUUAUUCACGGAUGUUGGACAUCACGCAACGUGUAUGUACGUAGUUUAUAGUAACAGUUGCGCAAAGUGGAUCUCAAUUGUUAGAUUUGAUAUAGUAUUUAAAAUAUUCCUCGUAUUUGUAAAAUAUUACGCAACAAAAAAAAUCGGAAACGUAUGUAAGAAUUUUACAUAAAGUACUGUUAAUUGUAAGACGUAUUGUAUAAGCCAAAAUUAAUGGUUCAUUGUGUGUGAAGUAUUUUAUGAUAACAAAAAAUUGAUAUAAAUAACAGCAAUAUUGAUUGUGGUCGAUUAUUCAUGUAAUUGUAUUUAACUCUAAUUUGGCCAACACAAACAAUUGAUUCAGAUUGGAAAUCAUAAUGCAUUAUAUCUUAAAAACGAGUAAUUACCUAGCCCUAAUCACAUUUUCAAAAGAGUCUGGUAAAUUUCAGUUAAGAACUGAAAACAUAAAUAAAUAGCAUUUAAGUGUAAUUUUGUUUGCUUGAGAAAAAAAAUACUAUCUUGCUAUAUUUUCUACUCUAUCCUAUCCUGAAGUUUAUUUCUUCUGCUGAUUGCCAUAUGGAAUUCGAGUAGGAACAUAUUGAAAUAAAAAAAUAAAUUGUAA
Molecule: messenger RNA, 897 nt
Organism: Uranotaenia lowii
Lineage: Eukaryota; Metazoa; Arthropoda; Insecta; Diptera; Culicidae
Product: endothelial zinc finger protein induced by tumor necrosis factor alpha-like
Exons: 2
Biological process (GO): regulation of transcription by RNA polymerase II
Cellular component (GO): nucleus
Molecular function (GO): DNA-binding transcription factor activity, RNA polymerase II-specific; RNA polymerase II cis-regulatory region sequence-specific DNA binding
Source: RefSeq, a predicted model, not a curated record